This is a messenger RNA of Saccoglossus kowalevskii, 591 nucleotides long. RefSeq lists its product as uncharacterized. Lineage: Eukaryota; Metazoa; Hemichordata; Enteropneusta; Harrimaniidae. The record is from RefSeq and is a predicted model, not a curated record.
AUGGCUAAAAACCUGAGGAAAGCCAUGAACAUGUUACUGGAAGAAAAGAAACAUUCGCUGGAUCGUCCCUUCAGUGAAAAUAGCGAAAGUAAAUUCCGAGCAGAAAUAUUUUACAAAAGUACCCCGCUGUGGGAUCGAGUCACGGUUAACGGCGAGUCAAUUCAACAUUGUAGGAAUUUGAGUCGAGUUAUAGGGUUUCUUCAAAUACCUUAUCCCGUGCUAAGAAAACGUGAGGCGAAGGCUUAUCCCGUGCUAAAAAAACGUGAGGCGAAGGCUUAUCCCGUGCUAAGAAAACGUGAGGCGAAGGCUUAUCCCGUGCUAAGAAAACGUGAGGCGAAGGCUUAUCCCGUGCUAAGAAAACGUAAGGCGAAGGCUUAUCCCGUGCUAAGAAAACGUGAGACGAAGGCUUAUCCCGUGCUAAGAAAACGUGAGGCGAAGGCUUAUCCCGUGCUAAGAAAACGUGAGGCGAAGGCUUAUCCCGUGCUAAGAAAACGUGAGGCGAAGGCUUAUCCCGUGCUAAGAAAACGUGAGAUUAUCGUUGAUGAAUUUUCCCAGGCUGUUGGUAAUGAAACCAUCAUGGUAUCUCAGUGA